CGCGCGUGCGCCCAGGGCGAGCAAUCGAGCACCGAAAGGCGGAAGGGGUCCGCUGCCAUCUUGCCCCAGGCACAGCCCCUCCGCCAUGGAUCCGGGCGCGGGGGCGCGGAAGGAGCGGCCGAAGCCGCGAGAGCCAGCGGCUCGCCUAGAGAAGGCUAAGCAGAGAUCGGCACAGCAGGAGCUGAAGCAGCGGCAGCGGGCGGAGAUCUAUGCCCUGAACCGGGUGAUGACGGAGCUGGAGCAGCAGCAGUUCGACUCCUUCUGCAAGCAGAUGCAGGGAUCCGGGGAAUAACAGCCCGGCCCUGCCCUGCCCCACCCACCCCUUUUCUAACCCCCCCCCCCCCCCAGGUAUUUAUUAUCAAAUUGCCCUUUUUAUAUCAAUAAAGUCUGUGCUGAUUCUCUGUC
Molecule: messenger RNA, 405 nt
Organism: Cinclus cinclus
Lineage: Eukaryota; Metazoa; Chordata; Aves; Passeriformes; Cinclidae
Gene: SVBP
Product: small vasohibin binding protein
Exons: 3
Coding region: 86-292 (68 amino acids)
Biological process (GO): protein secretion; negative regulation of protein ubiquitination
Cellular component (GO): apical part of cell
Source: RefSeq, a predicted model, not a curated record